AUGCAUCACUCAUCUACUUGCACUCCAUUUGAAGCACUUGUGUUGUCUAGUUCCUCACAUGACCAAACAUAUGCUUCCUUGAGUGAUUUGCUUGCAUUAGAUGAGUUUGAUGAUUUGAGUAUCAAUUCUGGAAAUUCUAUUGAUUUAGUGAUUGAAUCAAGUGAUGAGAGUGAAAUUGCAUCUAAUGAUGGCCCUAGUUCAUCUUCCACAUGUCAUAUUGUAUCACAUCAUUUGAUUUCUUCUAGUGAAUUUAAUUCUAGAAUUUUUGACAGCUUUGAUCCUUUUGUGCCUAAUCAUUCUCCAAGGUUGGAAGAGUGUUCUACUUAUGAUGUUUCAGGUUUAGGGACACUUGAAAGGCAUGAACAAAGUAAUUUUGGGGCUGUUAAUGAUCCAAGGGGCGUGCAAAUUGGUACUGAAAGUCCAGAAUCAGAUCUAGCCGAACCUGGAAUUAAUUUUGGAGCAAGCCAAUCAGAUCUGGAUGUGAGGCACAAGGUUGGAACCAAGCAAGUCAAUUUGGACGAAAUUUUUCACACAACAGCUGUGAGAAGCUUGGACAUGCUACCUAAAGAGGAAGACAUGGAUCUAGCAAGGCAAAUUCAAGUGCAAAAGAUCCCUCCAAGCAUCAUUGAGCCACCUAAUCUGGAGUUGAAGCCACUUCCUUCACAUCUUAAGUAUUCUUACUUAAGAAAUGGUAAUCAACUUCCUAUUAUUGUUUCUUCUUCACUAACCCCUAUGGAAGAGUCUUUAUUGCGUGAUGUAGUGAGGAAGAACAUUGAGGCUAUUAGGUGGACACUUGGAGACAUUUCUAGAAUUAACCCUCAAACUUGCACACAUAGGAUCAUGUUGGAGGAAAAUGUCAAGGCAAUAAGGCAGCCACAAAGGAGGUUGAAUCCUUUCAUACUUGAUGUGGUAAAGAAGGAGGUCACCAAACUCUUGAGUGCAGGUAUAAUCUAUCCUAUUAGUGAUAGUGAAUGGGUGUCUCUAGUGCAAGUUGUGCCCAAGAAGAGUGGGAUUACUGUGGUAAAGAACGAACCUGAUGAAUUGAUUCCUACUAGGGUACAAGAUAGUUGGAGGGUAUGCAUUGAUUAUAGAAGGUUGAAUGAGGUAACCAAGAAAGACCAUUUCCCUCUCCCACUUAUUGAUCAAAUGUUAGAAAGAUUAGGGGGGAAAUCUCAUUAUUGCUUUCUUGAUGGAUAUAGUGGUUAUUUUCAGAUUUGCAUUGAUUCGGUUGAUCAACAUAAAACCAAUUUCACUUGCCCAUUUGGUACAUUUACAUAUAGAAGAAUGCCUUUUGGAUUGUGUAAUGCUCCAACGACCUUCCACAGAUGCAUGUUUGGUAUUUUUAGUCAUUUUAUUGAAAAUUGCAUGGAAGUGUUCAUGGAUGAUUUCACAAUUCAUGGGAAUUCUUACUCUUCUUGCUUGAAAAAUCUUGAUAAAGUCCUUGCUAGAUGUGUGGAGAAGAACUUGGUUUUGAACUUUAAGAAGUACCAUUUUAUGGUUGAGCAAGGGAUUGUAUUGGGCCACUUGGUUUCAAGCCAUGGCAUUGAGGUGGAUAGGGCCAAAAUUGAAGUGAUUUCAUCUCUGUCCUAUCCAACUAAUGUCAAGGACUUGAGAUCAUUCCUUGGUCAUGUGGGUUUUUAUAGAAGAUUUAUUAAAGAUUUUUCAAAGAUUGCACAUCCCUUGUCUCAAUUACUUCAAAAAGAUGUCAAAUUUGAGUUCUCUCCAAGUUAUAGAGAUGCAUUUGAUGCUUUGAAGGAUAAGCUUGUUUCCCCUCCUAUUUUGAGGAGUCCUAAUUGGUUGAUUCCAUUUGAGAUUUCAUGUGAUGCCUCUAAUUUUGCUGUUGGGGCUAUGUUGGGACAAAGGGAAAACAAGCUACCUUAUGUUAUUGCAUAUGCAUCUAGGACUUUAGACAAAGCACAAUGCAAUUACACUACAACUAAAAAAGAAUUAUAUGCAUUAGUGUUUGCUCUUGACAAGUUUAGAUCUUACUUGUUGCAUUCCAAGGUUGUUUGUUUUACAGAUCAUGCGGCCUUGAAGUACCUUUUAAAGAAGAAGGACACUAAGCCAUGUUUGCUUGGAUGGAUGCUUCUACUUCAAGAGUUCAAUUUAAAGAUCAUUGAUAGGAGUGGAGCAACAAAUCAUGUGGCGGAUCACUUGAGUCGAUUGCCUUAUGACUCCAUUAUGGUGAAUUCCUCUUUUGAUUUCCCUUGUGAUGAGUUUAGGGAUGAGUCAUUAUGUGCUAUUUCUUCCCAUGAUGUUGUUUGGUAUUCUGAUUUGGUCAAUUUGUUGGUGCAUAAUGUGUUUCCAAAUAGGAUUACUAGACAUGCUAGGGAGAAGCUUACUAGGGAAAGUAGAUACUAUGUUUGGGAUUCACCUACUCUUUGGAGAUUGUGUAGUGAUGGUGUCAUUAGGAUAUGUGUUCCUGAUGUUGAUAUUGAUGAUGUGUUGAGGAUGUGUCAUACUUAUGCAUGUGGUGGUCAUUUUGGGGUUAGGAGGACCAGGCAGAAGGUCUUAGAUUGUGGUUUAUAUUGGCCAUCUCUUUUUAAAGAUGCACAUCAAUUUUGCAAAGCAUGUUAUGCAUGUCAACAUUUUGGGAGUUUAGGAAAGAGACAUGAAAUGCCACAGGUGCCCAUUAUAUUUUGUGAGAUCUUUGAUGUUUGGGGUAUGAAUUUCAUGGGUCCUUUUCCCUCUUCCAAUAGUUGUGAAUAUAUAUUGCUCUGUGUUGAUUUUGUUUCUAGGUGGGUUGAGGCUAUCCCCACUAGAACUAAUGAUGCCAAAGCUGUGGCGAAGUUUCUUUUGUCUCAUGUGUUUUACAGGUUUGGCAUCCCAAGAGCAAUCAUCACAAACCAAGGGACACACUUUUGCAACAAGACUAUCUCCUCUUUGCUUCAGAAAUAUGGUGUUCUACACAAGGUGGCAACCCCAUAUCACCCUCAAACAAAUGGGUUGGCUGAGUGUUCGAACAAGGAGAUCAAGUCUAUCCUCCAAAAGAUAGUGAGACCGAAUAGGAAGGAUUGGAGCUCAAGACUUGAAGAGGCUCUUUGGGCAUACCGGACCGCCUUCAAGACACCCAUUGGGAUGUCUCCAUUUAGAUUGGUCUAUGGUAAGCAAUGUCACCUCUCGGUGGAGAUUGAGCACAAAGCCUAUUGGGCUGUAAAGGCUUGUGCAUUUGGUGAGGAGGGUGUAGCUGCCUCUAGGAAACUCCAACUUUAAGAAUUGGAGGAGUUGAGAUUGGAAGCAUAUGAGAGCUCUAAAUUGUACAAGGAAAGAGCAAAAUUCAUUCAUGAUAAAUGUAUUUUGAGGAAGCAAUUUCAAGUGGGAGAUAAAGUGCUCAAGUUCAAGACAAGGCUCAAGCUCAUUGGUGGCAAACUUCAAUCCAAAUGGGAGGGCCCUUACAUUGUGGAGGAAAUUUUUGACUCUGGCACUCUCACCCUCAAAGAUCCUCAAAGUGGCUUAACAUUCAAGGAGGGGAGAAAAAUGGUUAGGAGAAGCAUCCGAAAUGCUGGUAAUUUACCAGAUAAUCAUGGGCCUAUACCAGAGAAUAGAGGUCGUGAGGAGGAACAAAGGAGACAAGAGGAUGCUCAUGAGAGCAGAUUGGAACCAUCUCAUGGUUUUGGUAGUAGAUCUGGAUCAUCUGGGAAGAGAGCAGAUGGAGAUGUUCAAGGGAUGGCUAUUGAUCGACGGAAGGGAUUGUGGUGGAUCCAUAUAAAAGUGGAUGCGGUGUUGAAAUGGGAAAGACCUAGUUCUGUGAUUGAAAUAUGGAGUUUUUUAGGAUUGACUGGAUAUUAUCGUAGAUUUAUCCAGGGUUUCUCUCAGAUAGCUUCAUCAUUGAUUAGGUUGACCCGAAAAGAUCAUCCGUUCAUUUGGGAUGACAAGUGCGAGAUCGCAUUUCAAAAGUUGAAGGAGAAACUAACUACGGCACCGAUGUUGAUUAUUCCUAAUCAACGAUUGCCAUAUAAAGUGUAUACAGAUGCAUCUCUAAAAGGUCUAGGAUGUGUGUUGGGAAGAAGAGAGCCUCUAAAAGAAUAUCAAAUUUAUUAUUGCUUCCUUGAUGGAUAUAGUGGUUAUUUUCAGAUUUGCAUUGAUCCGGUUGAUCAACACAAAACCACUUUCACUUGCCCAUUUGGUACCUUUGCAUAUAGAAGAAUGCCUUUUGGAUUGUGUAAUGCUCCAGGGACUUUCCAAAGAUGCAUGUUUGGUAUUUUUAGUGAUUUUAUUGAAAAUUGCAUGGAAGUGUUCAUGGAUGAUUUCAUAAUUCAUGGGGAUUCUUAUUCUUCUUGCUUGAGAAAUCUUGAUAAAGUCCUUGCUAGAUGUGUGGAGAAGAACUUGGUUUUGAACUUUGAGAAGUGCCAUUUUAUGGUUGAGGAAGGGAUUGUCUUGGGCCACUUGGUUUCAAGCCGUGGCAUUGAGGUGGAUAGGGCCAAAAUUGAAGUGAUUUCAUCUUUGCCCUAUCCAACUAAUGUCAAGGACUUGAGAUCUUUCCUUGGCCAUGUGGGUUUUUAUAGAAGAUUUAUUAAAGAGUUUUUGAAGAUUGCACAUCCCUUAUCUCAAUUACUUCAAAAAGGUCAAAUUGAGUUCUCUCCAAGUUGUAGAGAUGCAUUUGAUGCUUUGAAGGCUAAGCUUGUUUCCCCUCCUAUUUUGAGGAGUCCUAAUUGGUUAAUUCCAUUUGAGAUUUCAUGUGAUGCCUCUAAUUUUGCUGUUGGGGCUAUGUUGGGACAAAGAGAAAACAAGCUACCUUAUGUUAUUGCAUAUGCAUCUAGGACUUUAGACAAAGCACAAUGCAAUUACACUACAACCGAGAAAGAAUUGUAUGCAUUAGUGUUUGCUCUUGACAAGUUUAGAUCUUACUUGUUGCAUUCUAAGGUUGUUUGUUUUACAGAUCAUGCGGCCUUGAAGUACCUUUUAAAGAAGAAGGACACCAAGCCACGUUUGCUUAGAUGGAUGCUUCUACUUCAAGAGUUCAAUUUGGAGAUCAUUGAUAGGAGUGGAGCAAUAAAUCAUGUGGCGGAUCACUUGAGUCGAUUGCCUUAUGACUCCAUUAUGGCUUGUGCAUUUGGUGAGGAGGGUGUAGCUGCCUCUAGGAAGCUCCAACUUCAAGAAUUGGAUGAGUUGAGAUUGGAAGCAUAUGAGAGCUCUAAAUUGUACAAGGAAAGAGCAAAAUUCAUUCAUGAUAAAUGUAUUUUGAGGAAGCAAUUUCAAGUGGGAGAUAAAGUGCUUAAGUUCAAGACAAGGCUCAAGCUCAUUAGUGGCAAACUUCAAUCCAAAUGGGAGGGUCCUUACAUUGUGGAGGAAAUUUUUGACUAUGGCACUCUCACCCUCAAAGAUCCUCAAAGUGGCUUAACAUUCAAGGCAAAUGGCCACUUGUGCAAGAAAUUUCAUGAGGGUGAAUCUUCCACAUUGCUUGCUGAAAUGAGAUUCAAAGAUCCUCCAUGA
Prosopis cineraria is the source of this 5433-nucleotide messenger RNA. RefSeq lists its product as uncharacterized. Gene Ontology annotation, molecular function: nucleic acid binding. Gene Ontology annotation, biological process: DNA integration. The record is from RefSeq and is a predicted model, not a curated record. Lineage: Eukaryota; Viridiplantae; Streptophyta; Magnoliopsida; Fabales; Fabaceae.